Molecule: messenger RNA, 5658 nt
Organism: Acanthoscelides obtectus
Lineage: Eukaryota; Metazoa; Arthropoda; Insecta; Coleoptera; Chrysomelidae
Source: the annotation of a GenBank genome assembly
GGCCAAGGUGAUGUUCAGGGGUAAAACUUGCUCCUCCCCUUUUCAAUACAGAUGCGAAAAAGGGGAGCUCCAUUUGGAAAUAUUCAAUUGACAAUGAGUGUCAUUAUCAAGGACACUGUCAUUUGCCUACAUUACCCUACAAUUUUUAUUUGAAACUUUUCUAGAAUACAGUUUUCAAAAUAUUUAGAUGGGGAGAUUUAAACCAUCUAUGUGAAAAAUUUAGUAGGCUGUGAAGCUUAAGGAGGGAGGGGGUAAUUUUAAUGUGCAAAUAAAGUGAAGUAGAAAUACUCUCAAUUUUGGAACUCUUGCAAGUUCAAUUAGUUACUUAAUGUGCAAGUUUGACUACUAUGUUUGACUGACCUUGUUAUUUUACUGUUUGUGAGAUCGCAGUGGUAAAGCUGAAUAAAAAACAUCCAGUAUAGAGCUGAAACUAUGAAGGAGUAACAAGUAACACAUUGAUUUUGAUUCUAUUUAUUUGCAGUUGCUGGCGCUCUUUGUUCAGAAAAUGUUGCGGACCCCGCAUUCUGCAGCCUCGCACCAUUUCUCUGGGCAAGCCGACUCCCGGACAGUUCCCCGCGAACGCCAUAAGGAAUCAGAAAUAUAACAUCAUCACUUUUCUACCCCUAGUUCUCUUCCAGCAGUUCAAGUUUUUCCUCAACCUCUAUUUUUUGAUUAUGGCUACAAGCCAGUUUGUUCCAGAUAUACGAAUUGGGUAUUUGUAUACGUAUUGGGGUCCAUUAUGUUUUGUACUUUUUGUGACUAUAUGUAGAGAAGCAAUAGAUGAUUUACGCAGGCACAAAAGAGAUCAAGAAGUGAAUAACCAGAAAUGUAAAAGACUAUUGAAUGACGUCAAUAAACCAUUUGAAAUAGUUGCUGCGCACAAACUGAAGGUGGGGGACUUGAUUGUGGUUGAUAAAGACGAACGAGUGCCCGCGGAUUUAGUACUUUUACGUACAUCUGAAAGCAGCGGUUCAGUUUUCGUGAGAACAGAUCAGUUGGAUGGUGAAACUGAUUGGAAGCUGAGGCUAGCUGUACCAGCUACGCAGAAGCUAGCCUCAGACCAUCAGCUAUUUGAAAUCAACGCUAGCAUCUAUGCUGAAAAGCCACAAAAGGACAUCCAUUCAUUCAUUGGUACCUUUACUCGGUUGGAUUCUAUGAAUGGAGAUGAAAGCUUGGACCUGGAAAACACUCUCUGGACAAAUUGUGUGAUAGCUUCCGGUCAGGCCACUGGAUUAGUUAUUUAUACAGGUCCAGAAACUAGAUCAGUGAUGAAUAAUUCUGCUCCAAGAUCUAAAGUCGGCUUGUUAGACAUAGAAGUAAACACAAUAACAAAAUUACUAUUUGUGGCAGUGAUUGGUUUAGCAUUACUAAUGAUGGCUUUGAAAGGUUUUAGUGGACCUUGGUACAGAUAUCUAUUCAGAUUUGUCUUGUUGUUUUCCUAUAUCAUACCAAUUAGCUUGCGGGUAAAUCUAGAUAUGGGAAAAUCCUUCUACUCAUGGUCUAUUGGAAAGGAUCCUGCUAUGAAAGGCACUGCAGUGCGGUGCACUACCAUUCCUGAAGAAUUGGGAAGAAUAUCGUAUUUAUUGACUGAUAAAACUGGAACAUUAACGCAAAAUUCGAUGGUGUUAAAAAGAUUGCAUAUCGGUACUGUUUGUUAUGCUACGGAUAGUUUUAAUGAUGUGAGUACUAUACUGAAAAGCUCUUUUUAUAAUCCAGAAGGUUCUGGACAGAAUUCGACAAAAUUCAAGAGAUCUGAACACACUAGGAUUAAGGACGCCGUACAGGCACUAGCUCUCUGUCACAACGUGACUCCUGUAUAUGAGACCAACGAUAACACAAGCUUAGAUUCUGGUUCUCUAGAAUCAGAAACAGAAGCAGAUCAACACCUACAAUCGUCUGGAAACAUAGUCACUUACCAAGCUGCCAGUCCCGAUGAAGUUGCCUUAGUCCAAUGGACUCAGGCUGUUGGGUUGAUGUUGAGUAGAAGAGACUUGAAUUCCAUGCAGCUCAAAGCACCGAAUGGCAGGACCUUGAACUACGCCAUUUUGCAAAUAUUCCCUUUUACCAGCGAGACAAAACGCAUGGGGAUUAUCGUCAAAGAUUUGCAAACAGGCGAGAUCCUCUUCUAUUUGAAAGGUGCAGAUGUGGUGAUGUCAGCUAUUGUACAGUACACGGAUUGGCUAGAGGAAGAAGUAGGCAAUAUGGCCAGAGAUGGUUUGAGAACGCUUGUGGUGGCCAAGAAAGUGCUGACAGAGGAACAGUACCAAGAUUUUGAGAAUCGGUACAAUGCUGCGAGAAUGUCCACCACGGAUCGAGUUACCAGAGUUGCACAAGUAGUGGAAUCACUGGAAAGAGAGAUGGAACUGCUUUGCGUCACAGGCGUUGAAGAUAAACUCCAAGACAACGUACGUGCCACCCUAGAGCUGCUCCGUAACGCCGGGGUGAAAAUCUGGAUGUUGACCGGCGACAAGUUGGAGACGGCCACGUGUAUAGCGAAGAGCUCUCGGCUGGUGUCCAGGACGCAGGGCCUGCACGUGAUGAAGAAGGUGGUGACGCGUACCGAGGCGCAUCUAGAACUGAACAACUACAGGCGCAAGCAGGACUGCGCGCUGGUGAUCAGCGGCGAAAGUUUGGAGGUGUGUUUGUCAUGUUAUCAGCCGGAGUUUAUGGAGCUGGCAACGGCAGCGCCGGCGGUUGUUUGCUGUAGGUGUUCUCCAACGCAGAAGGCGCAAGUGGUCCAGUUGAUACAGAAGCACACUGGAAAAAGGACUGCAGCAGUAGGUGAUGGAGGCAAUGACGUCAGCAUGAUUCAGCAAGCAGAUGCUGGUAUUGGUAUUGAAGGUCGCGAAGGAAAGCAGGCCAGUUUAGCCGGAGACUUUAGUAUCCCACAGUUUUCUCAAUUAGCAAGGUUGUUACUAGUGCAUGGUAGGAAAUCAUACAAACGAUCAGCAUCCCUAGCCCAGUUUGUGAUACACAGAGGAUUGAUCAUUUCCACGAUGCAGGCUGUGUUUAGUAGUGUGUUUUAUUUGAGUUCUGUUGCCUUAUACCAAGGAUUUUUGAUGGUCGGAUAUGCUACAGUGUAUACCAUGUUCCCAGUGUUUAGCUUAGUGCUGGAUCAGGAUGUAAGUCCGGAAAUAGCGCUCAGAUACCCGGAACUGUAUAAAGAACUAGCUAAAGGAAGGAGUUUGUCUUUCAAAACGUUCUUUAUGUGGGUACUGAUCAGUAUUUACCAAGGUGGCGUGAUCAUGUAUGGAGCCUUGCUGCUAUUCGAGGACGAAUUCAUUCACAUAGUAGCUAUUAGCUUCACCUCACUCAUACUUACAGAACUGAUCAUGGUGGCCUUAAACAUCAGAACGUGGCACUAUCUCAUGGUGUUGGCGGAACUAUUUUCACUAGGGCUGUAUGGAUUGUCGCUUGUUGUUCUACAUGAUUAUUUUGAUGCCGAAUUCAUCAGAACGAAAGAUUUCUUCUGGAAAGUACUUGUGAUAACUCUAGUUUCUUGUCUGCCUCUAUAUAUUUUGAAAAUUUUGAGGAAGAAAUUCUCACCGCCCAGUUACAGUAAGCUAUCCUAAUUCACAGUUUAAUUUUUUACCACGUCAUCGCGAGUUUUCCAUUAAAUGAGUAGUGGCAGUCUGGACACGUCAUCUAGACAGACGAAGAUGCUAAUGGUAGUUUUAUGAUGCACUAGUUGAAUAAAAUAUGUACUGAAUCUGAACAGAUUGUUUACGAACUUGAAGGUACAAAUGAACAACUCAAACUUUGAAAUAAUCUGCGUUGAACAGUUUGAAUGAAUAGGAAAGAGUGAAUGAGUCGUAUGAAGGAAAUGUUUAUAUCCCAAAAAAGUUUGUAUUUAUUUAAAGUACCAGGCACAAAACAUACGGAUUUGACCACUGGUCAAUUUUGUGCCUUAAUCUUCAAACAUCUCAGUUUAAAAGUUGUCCAGCCUAUGUUGACUGAGUAUAUAAAUUUUACAAUUUAUGUUUGAUAGAAACAUGUUGGUGAUCUGAAAAUCACGACGAUAAAUAGCAUUCUACUGCAUAAGUUAUGGAGGCUUAUCAAAUAAAUCCAAUUCAUUUUGGAAAACAAAAAAGGCGUUUUUAUGAAUGUUCUGUUAAUAUUAGAAUCUCUUUUGUCUAUACAAAACGGCAUCAGGGGCGGAGCCAAGGAUGACAUAUUUGUAUCAUAUCAACAAAGUUCUGGUUUAAGUUUCACACUCUGUAUACUUUCGUAGCUGUCUAUCAAUGAAGAAAGCCUUAGUUUGGUCCUGCAUCUUGUGCUGACAAUAACUAUAAAAUGACUUUUUUUCGUGUACAUGUACACAGCAGAUCACUUACAGCGCAGCAUGAGGUCACAAGACACUAUGUUUAUUUACAGUAACGAUGAAUUUAGUGCAUGAAAAAGAAAUAUUUCCAGAAAAACUCGGUUAAACAUAAACUCAUGUAACUUUUACUGAUUUUUAAAAAAUCUAGGCAUGAUCUCGUGAUCAAAAACUUUAUGCCAAAUUCCCUAGAGACAUUAUAUUAAAACAGUUUUACAGUCCUCAGGACCAAUGCAUGCAAGCUCUUGCAAUUGCAAGACGGUAAUUUGUCUGCAAGAGAAAUGCAUCCAAUCACAAAACAAUUAAAUAUAACCACACAAACCACCUUGGGGACAUUUGAAAGCAUUGGUAACAUGUAAGUUACUAUUCCAUCGUAAUUGCAGACAAACUUGCAUGGAAAAUCCAACUGAUUGAUUUUCAUGUAAGGCCCCACAUGAAGUAUCAGCUGUUUUGUUAGUGCGCAUGCGUCUGAUUAACAUUUUUCUUGUUCUUGCUGACUGUAAACCGGGUAUUAAUGUUGAUAUGAUUUUUGUUUUGCCGUACUACCCAACUAACUUUAUAGCAAACAUCAUCUGAUAUACAAAACUAGCUUUCGUACGUUUAGAUUGAAAGGUCGUUUUUCUUUAAAGUCCCCCAUAACGUUUCCAUGAACUUUUUGCACAAAUAAGUAUGAAAUGUCAAUUAAGCGCAGCGGUUUAAGUGGAUAACGAAUAUGUAUAGGUUGUAAUAUAGAUAUGUGUAAAAAAUUCUGUACUUUUACUAACGUUACACGAUAUUCAAAUUCAGCUAUGUUUGAUAUUGUGAAUUAAAAUAAACCAACCAGUUUCAUUCGUACGACCUGUGAAGAGUGGUAAUAGCAAUUUAUUUGCUAUAAACAAUUAAAUCAAGUUGGAUGAAAAAUAACCUAAAAUCUAAUGCAGUGUGUAAUAUAGAGUGCCAAACAAAAUUUAAUGUUCCCAUUUUUGUAAAAAUAAUUGGUGUGCACUCACAAUGCUUGGGUGAAUUAGGAUACUUUGAAUUGGUAAAGAAUAAUUUCUAGAAUUAAUGAUAUAAAUCAGUAUUUUGCUAAAAGCGAUAACUGUUAGAUUGAAAUUAACCAUAAAAUGGUAAACAUAUUUGAUGAAAUCGAAUUAUACAACCUUUGUGAUUUCCAUGUACAUUGAGUGAGUAUUUCAAAUUUUGAGUUGUACAUCCAUAAUUAUUAAUAACUAAAACAGUCAAUCAAUUUUUGAUUUUUAAAACAAAAUAAUGUAUUAUAUAUUCACAUUUGUUUUAUUGUUGUAUUAUAAUGUUUAAUAAUUUAUUAUACUUAUCCAUAAAAGAUAUGAAAUAUAUAUGCC